Molecule: messenger RNA, 750 nt
Organism: Emiliania huxleyi CCMP1516
Lineage: Eukaryota; Haptophyta; Isochrysidales; Noelaerhabdaceae
Exons: 4
Cellular component (GO): mitochondrion
Molecular function (GO): GTPase activity; GTP binding; magnesium ion binding
Source: RefSeq, a predicted model, not a curated record
UUUUUCGACCGCGCGCGCAUCUGGGUGCAGGCAGGCGACGGCGGCAACGGGUGCGUUGCUUUCCGGCGCGAGAAGGACAAGCCAAAGAUGGGGCCGGCGGGCGGCAACGGCGGGCGCGGCGGCUCCAUUCACCUCGUCUGCGACGAGGGACUCAACAUGCUCAAGCAGGAGGUCCACUUCCGAGCAACGGGCGGCCAGAACGGCAUGGGCAAGGCGCGGCACGGCGAGUCGGGCGGCGACGUGCGCGUGCCGCCCGGCACGGUCGUGCGGCAGGACGAGGACGACGCGCUGGUGGGCGAGGUGCUGCGGCACGGCGACAGCAUGCGCGUCGCUCGCGGAGGGCGAGGAGGGCGCGGGAACGCAGCCUUCAAGACUGCCCGGGACACGACGCCUCGGCUCGCGGAGCAGGGCGAGCCGGGAGGGCAGCGCUGGCUCAAGCUCGAGCUCAAGCUGCUCGCGGACGUUGGCUUGGUCGGCGUACCCAACGCGGGCAAGUCCUCUCUCCUCGCCGCCGCCACGAACGCCAAGCCGAAGAUUGCGCCGUACGCCUUCACCACCGUCACCCCCAACUUGGGCGCGGCGCGCCCCUCGCUGCAGGCGUCGCUCGUCCUCGCCGACAUCCCCGGCUUGCUCGAGGGGGCGCACGAGGGCAAGGGUCUGGGGCGCGCCUUCCUGCGGCACAUCGAGCGCUGCAGGCUGCUCCUGCACGUCGUCGACGGCACGCGCCCAGACCCGCUCGGCGACUUUGAG